Salvia splendens (bonfire salvia) is the source of this 510-nucleotide messenger RNA. RefSeq lists its product as uncharacterized. Gene Ontology annotation, cellular component: RNA polymerase III complex. The coding region runs from base 1 to 510 and encodes 169 amino acids. NCBI's taxonomy places the organism in Eukaryota, Viridiplantae, Streptophyta, Magnoliopsida, Lamiales, Lamiaceae. Gene Ontology annotation, molecular function: DNA binding. Gene Ontology annotation, biological process: tRNA transcription by RNA polymerase III. The record is from RefSeq and is a predicted model, not a curated record. The transcript has a single exon.
AUGGAUCUUGAUCCGUUGGCUUGCCCUGCCAAGGUGCCAAGGAAGGUGAAAUAUAAGCCAAAAGCUCCUGUCAAGAAAGUAAAGAAAGAAGUCCUUCCUAAAGUUGAGAAUGAAGAAGAUGGCAUUGAUGAGGCUAAGGCAGAGUAUCUUCUGCGCCGCCUUCAUGAAACAUCUUCAGGUAGGCCGAAGCCUGAAAAGAAAGCUCAACUUGCCCAAGUUGCAUUCGGUGUUGGAGAAACAUCUACCUUAAAGUCAUAUCAUCCUUCCAAUGGCACAUUCUCUGAUGGGAUUCCCAAAGUUGGGAAAGAAUAUAAAGAACCGUGGAAUUACUACUCGAAUUAUCCAGUUACACUUCCCAUUAGAAGACCUUAUGCAGGAAAUCCAGAAAUUCUUGAUAAAGAAGAAUUUGAUGGAGAUGAAGAGACGUCCUAUUACUGCCUCAAUUGUAGGGGUUCCCUUCAAAUACAUGAAUUCAAAGAGAUGGUGAUGAUUUACCUAGAAGGUAGCUGA